AUGACCAGUUCAACUGGAUCUGCAAUCCAUAGAGGUAAGAAAAAGUGUUUUACAUGCAAUAAAAAGCUUGGUGCCGCAUCAAGUAUCAAGUGUCGAUGCGGAGCCGUGUUUUGUGCCGUGCAUCGAUAUUCCGAUCGACACAACUGCUCUUUUAACUAUAAAGAGGCUGGAAAAGCAAGUUUAAUUCGUGAUAAUCCUAUAGUAAAAAAAGACAAAUUGGUUUGGUUGUAA
This is a messenger RNA of Batrachochytrium dendrobatidis JAM81, 231 nucleotides long. RefSeq lists its product as uncharacterized. Lineage: Eukaryota; Fungi; Chytridiomycota; Chytridiomycetes; Rhizophydiales. Gene Ontology annotation, molecular function: zinc ion binding. The coding region runs from base 1 to 231 and encodes 76 amino acids. The transcript has a single exon. The record is from RefSeq and is a predicted model, not a curated record.